CUCCGUUGCUAUGGUCAUUCUUUUUUCUUCAUGAGCGGACAGUUUUUCUAAAAUUCUUGGAUGUGAUUUUCCUUCUCAAGAUUGAGUUAUUCCAACUUCAGUUUGCUGCUCCAUUCUAACAUUCCUCCAUGGAGUUCGGUUCGAGUGACGUUAAUUUUAGUGCAUCUGCAGCAAUUUCUCAAUCGUUUGAUGUUAAUACAAUGCAAUUUUCUCCGGGAUCUACUAUGUAUUGGAUACCUGAUUGUGACUCUGCUUUUAAACCGCAUGUUGUUUGCAUAAAGAAUUAUGCGUUAUUCGGGGAUGUUGUUUCUUUUGAUGCGACAUACGAGACAAACAGGUAUAACAUGGUUUUUACCCCUUUCACUGGCGUUGAUAAUCACAAAAGGUGCAUUACUUUGGCGUUGGUUUGUUGUUGAAAGUGAAAGAGAUAUGCCCUCGAACUAUUCAUAUGUAAAAUGGCAAAUAACAACACAUCCACUUUUUCCCUGCGAUCCGUCCUUGAGAAGGAAAAACUGAACACAACCAACUUCCUAGACUGGUUUAGGAAUUUGAGAAUUGUUCUCAAGCAUGAGAGGAAAGACUAUGUCCUCGAGAAUGCAAUUCCUGCUGAAGAACCAUCAACUAAUGCCCAUCGUGCUCAAAAGGAUGCAUAUCAGAAGCAUCUAAAUGAUGAUUUGGAUGUUUCAUGCCUCAUGCUUGCUAGCAUGAACGCUGAUCUGCAAAAACAGUUUGAGAACUUAAGUUCUUUCGACAUGGUUAAGGAACUAAAAGGUUUGUUUCAAGAACAAGCUCGAGUUGAACGCUAUGAGACUACUAAGUCUUUGUUUUCAUGCAAGCUUCACGAGG
Messenger RNA from Cuscuta europaea, 846 nucleotides. NCBI's taxonomy places the organism in Eukaryota, Viridiplantae, Streptophyta, Magnoliopsida, Solanales, Convolvulaceae. The record is from the annotation of a GenBank genome assembly.